AUGGAAAAGAACAUCUGCUAUCGGCAACGAAGGAGAAAAGAAGUCGUCUACGACGAUUGCGUACUCGAGGACUCCUUGUCCCAAGGUGACUGGCACAUUGAGGAGGACCCAAACGUGGACUACGAGAUGCUGCUCAGAGGAUUACGAGCCUGCGUUGAACGUGCCUCGAAUCCGAAGCACACUGAGCGGUUAGUAGCAAACACUAGCUGCAGAAAAGCGUUGCAGGAGGAUCUUUUGAAGUACAGGCAGAAGAAAAUUCUAGAAGCAGCACAAAGAAGAACGAGUCUAAAGAAGUGCCGCAGGGAUCUCCGCGAAUAUAAUAUUCCGCUAGCAACCUUGCUGAGCGAAGACGGGACUCGCACAUCUACUCGUCGUGAGAUGGAAAUCAUUACGGAGAGGUUCUACUCGAACCUUUUCCGUUCAUCAACUCCUGUGUCAAGCCCAAUCAUCCCCACUGGCGAAGCUCCACCACGGAUUCUCCCUUCCGGAGUACGAGUCGCUAUCAAGAGCAUGAAACCUGGCACAGCCCCCGGACCUGAUUUUAUAUCAGCAGAUUUUCUUCGGGCUGGUGGCCAUCCGCUUCAUGUAAUCUUAGCAGCGCACAUGACAUCCUAUCUUCAGAAAGAAAGGAUCCCAGACCAGUGGAAGACCUCGCCAACCGUUCUUUUCCAUAUGAAAGGUGACCGAGAGGACCUUCGCAACUACCGUCCGAUGUGCUUGCUGAGCGUGUUAAACAAAGCAUUCACCAAGAUCCUCCUCACACGCAUAUCUAGGACGCUGGAUGAAGCCCAGUCUCAAGAACAAGCUGGAUUUCGCCAGGGGUUCAGCUGCUUGGACCACAUCCAGACCGUGUCGAGGGUCAUAGAGGUUUGCCGGGAAUACCGCCUGCCCCUUGUUCUAACCUUCUCGACUAUGAGAAAGCCUUUGACAGCGUAG
Necator americanus (New World hookworm) is the source of this 936-nucleotide messenger RNA. RefSeq lists its product as uncharacterized. The record is from RefSeq and is a predicted model, not a curated record. The transcript has a single exon. The coding region runs from base 1 to 936 and encodes 311 amino acids. NCBI's taxonomy places the organism in Eukaryota, Metazoa, Nematoda, Chromadorea, Rhabditida, Ancylostomatidae.